Striga hermonthica is the source of this 1125-nucleotide messenger RNA. Lineage: Eukaryota; Viridiplantae; Streptophyta; Magnoliopsida; Lamiales; Orobanchaceae. The record is from the annotation of a GenBank genome assembly.
AUGGGAGGGGUGACGUCAUCAAUGGCUGCAAAGCUGGCUUUUUUCCCGCCGACCCCGCCGAGCUACAAACUGAUUACCGAUGACGCCACGGGCCUGCUCCUGCUGCAGCCCUUCCCUCAUCGCGAAAACGUCGACGUAUUGAAGCUCCCGACGCGGCGGGGCACGGAGAUCGUGGCCGUCUACGUGCGGUACCCCAUGGCGAGUUCCACUCUGCUUUACUCGCACGGCAACGCGGCGGAUAUCGGCCAGAUGUACGAGCUCUUUAUUGAGCUCAGCAUUCAUCUCAGAGUUAAUCUCCUGGGGUAUGACUAUUCGGGCUAUGGGCAAUCAACCGGAAAGCCGAGCGAACAUAACACUUAUGCAGAUAUUGAAGCAGCAUAUAAGUGUCUGGAAGAGAACUAUGGGGCUAAGCAAGAAGACAUCAUACUAUAUGGUCAAUCUGUGGGUAGUGGACCUACUGUAGACCUUGCAGCUCGUUUGCCUCAUCUGAGAGCUGUUGUUUUGCAUAGUCCUAUUUUGUCGGGCCUAAGAGUUAUGUACCCUGUGAAGCGCUCAUAUUGGUUUGACAUCUAUAAGAACAUUGACAAAAUCCCCUUGGUCAAAUGCCCUGUCCUUGUUAUUCAUGGCACUGCAGAUGAUGUGGUUGACUACUCCCACGGAAAGCAGCUUUACGAACUGUGCCGAGAAAAAUACGAACCCUUGUGGAUCAAGGGUGGUAACCACUGUGACCUGGAGCUGUAUCCUGAGUACAUCAAACACCUCAAAAAGUUUGUCCACACAGUCGAAAAACCUCCGUCUCAACGACACGUGUCAAGAAGAAGCAUCGACCGUCCUGAACGUUCCAGAAGGAGCACCGACUGUAUUGAAGCACCGAGAAAGAGCACCGACAGGAGAGAAAAGCCAAGACGGAGCACGGACAGGCCUGAAAGGCUGAGAACCUUCGAGUACAAGUUCCACAGCAACAAUAAUGAGGACAAGCUGUCCAAGUUAAAAGUAUCGUUUGAGCAAAUGGAAAGAUCUAGAAGAAGUGUGGAGUACCACGAGAAGUCCCGGAUGAGUAUUGAUAUUCAGAUGGAGAAGGCCCGGAAGAGUGUCGACUGGCUGGAUAGGAUACGAGCCACAUGA